Molecule: messenger RNA, 1545 nt
Organism: Acanthisitta chloris (rifleman)
Lineage: Eukaryota; Metazoa; Chordata; Aves; Passeriformes; Acanthisittidae
Gene: BLMH
Product: bleomycin hydrolase
Exons: 11
Biological process (GO): L-homocysteine catabolic process; proteolysis; response to toxic substance
Cellular component (GO): cytoplasm
Molecular function (GO): cysteine-type aminopeptidase activity
Source: RefSeq, a predicted model, not a curated record
ACGGAGAAGGCUGUGGCCUUCACCCGGCGGCUGCGAGCUGAGCCGCAGUUCCUGCUGGCCCAGAACGUGGCGACAUGCAACGACCCGCUGGAGGUGUGUCUGCAGCGGCAGGUGGUGCAGGACACCGUGCAGGUGUUCCAGCACGCUGUGCCCGCCGAGGGCAAACCUGUCACCAACCAGAAGAACUCUGGGAGGUGCUGGAUCUUUUCCUGCCUCAAUGCAAUGCGUCUUCCUUUCAUGAAGAAGUACAACAUCGAAGAGUUUGAGUUCAGCCAGUCCUAUCUCUUUUUCUGGGAUAAGGUUGAGCGUUGUUACUACUUUUUAAAUGCUUUUGUGGAAACAGCUCAGAAGAAGGAGCCUGUGGAAGGAAGACUGGUACAAUUCCUGCUCUCCAACCCCACCAAUGAUGGUGGACAGUGGGAUAUGUUGGUUAACAUUAUUGAAAAAUACGGUGUUGUCCCCAAGAAAUACUUCCCAGAGUCUCAUACCACAGAGGCUACUAGAAGGAUGAAUGAGAUCUUGAAUCAUAAGAUGAGAGAAUACUGUCUGAGGCUAAGGAACAUGGUGGAGAGUGGAACAAGUAAAGGAGAACUUUGUGCUGCAAUGGACAUCAUGAUAGAAGAGGUGUUCAGAAUAGUGAGUACUUGCCUGGGCAGCCCUCCGGAGACUUUCUGCUGGGAAUUCCGGGAUAAGGAGAAGAGCUACCACAAAUAUGGCCCUCUGACACCUGUGCAGUUCUACAAUGAGCAUGUGAAGCCUUACUUCAACAUGGAGGACAAGAUUUGCCUGGUGAAUGAUCCUCGGCCUGAGAAUCCCUACAACAGGCUGUACACAGUGGAGUACCUGGGAAACAUGGCUGGAGGCAGGAAAACACUCUACAACAACCAACCUGUGGAGGUCCUGAAGAAAUUAGCUGCAGCCUCUAUUAAGGAUGGAGAGGCUGUGUGGUUUGGCUGUGAUGUGGCAAAGCACUUCUAUGGCAAACUGGGAAUCAAUGACCUGAAUAUAUUCAACCACGAGCUGGUGUUUGGGGUCUCCAUCAAGAACAUGAACAAAGCAGAGCGACUGAUCUUCGGGGAGUCGAUGAUGACCCAUGCCAUGGUCCUGACAGCUGUCACUGAGAAGGAAGGGCAAGAAGAUGCAUUUGAAAAAUGGAGAGUGGAAAACUCCUGGGGUGAAGACCGUGGGAAUAAAGGUUACCUGAUCAUGACUGACGAUUGGUUCUCCGAGUACGUGUACGAGGUGGUGGUGGACAAGAAGUAUGUGCCAGAUGACAUCUUGGCCGUGAUGCAGCAGGAGCCAAUUGUUCUGCCAGCCUGGGACCCCAUGGGAGCUUUAGCCAAGUGAACUACAGAGUAUUUGCCUCUUAAUGGUCAUCAGAAGUAGAUGCAAUAGAGAAUUCCAGUGGUCGGAAGCCAUAGCCAAACGAUAACGUGACCAAGCACUCAGCAUGGUCUGUGUUCUUGAAAUGCAACUUAAGGAUCUUUGGGAAAUAGUGCUCUGCUGACUUGGCUGAAUAAAGCCCUCACACAGGCUACUCCAAAA